This is a messenger RNA of Bactrocera tryoni, 6744 nucleotides long. RefSeq names its product putative epidermal cell surface receptor (gene sas). Gene Ontology annotation, molecular function: protein binding. The transcript has 10 exons. NCBI's taxonomy places the organism in Eukaryota, Metazoa, Arthropoda, Insecta, Diptera, Tephritidae. Bases 597 to 6575 code for a protein of 1992 amino acids. The record is from RefSeq and is a predicted model, not a curated record.
GUUUUGGCUGGGACGGGUGAAAACGCCCAGCGCAACGCAUAGUGUGACGGUUAAUUUGCUUGACAAAAAUGUGAUUGUGAAAUCCAAAACCUGAUUUCCCUUCUAUGAAAAUUGUGUCAAAACGAUAGCCGCAAAAAAUUAUAUUACAGUGACCUUAAUUGGGUGCGCUGAAAAAAUUAAGUAAAAUACCGUUCAUCUUCGCUGAGCAAUAUACAACGCGAAGUGAUAAAAUCAACGCUCCCAGCAAAUCGGCGAAGUCGUCAAUUUUUGAUUAAAUAAUAGCCGAAAAAUCGUAAAAUCGUCGAAAGCGCACUCGCACCUUGUUGAGGUGCAUAAAUAACAACAACAACCAAUCUUAAUAAAAUAGUUAAGCUGCAUUGCUGACGUAACAGGGAAGUGCAAUCGAAACAAAAUUGAAGCGAACGUAACAAGUAAAAAGCAAACAAAAAAUAUUCAUUCAAACGAAUUAAAUUAGCGCACAAAGAGUCUGAGUAAAAGAAAAAAAACACAGCAAAAUAGAUUGCAUUGAACACACACAAACGCACACAUAUAACACCUAAUCACAGCGAACGCAAAAAAUUCCGCAAAAAUCCGCAAUGUAUGCGCUCUACGGUAAACGAAGAAAAAGCGCCAACAAAAUGCCAGCAACAACAGCUACAACAUCAGCAAAGCAUUUGCGUAUAUUGCUGCUCAGCGCAUUUUGUGCAUUACUUUUGGUCGCCGCACCAGCGGCCAAUGCUCAGGAAUUGCCGAGUAAUGAUGCAAAUGUACUUGUAGCCGCCACAACUGUGCCUAGUAAUGAAGCUGCAAUUGUAACAACAAUGCGCGAUGAGGCCACCACAGCACUGCCGGUAAUCGCUGCCGCGGAGUUCGAGACUGGCGUGAAUGCAACGUCUUUACAUGGUGCCGAGACUGACAUGAAGACGUCUACAGAUGCCGUGGAGCAAUCCACUGACGCUGUGUUGAGUGACGUGAGUUCAACGACUGCUGCCUCAUCAUCCACUCCUGCUGUUGCAACAGCAACAAUCACAACAACAACAACAACAACAACGCCAGCAUCAUUACACGAUGAGGCACAAUUGUUAACUACGACGGAGGCCGCAGCCACGAUGACGUCAGCAUCUGCGGCAACAGAAGUGGGUGCGAAAGAGGAGAGCACUAAUGCGGCGCACAAAAUGCAUGUUGUUGAUUCUGACGCCAAUUCCACUGUAGCCUCAUCAACAGAGGUUCCGCUUCCUGCAGCAGAGACCACAUUAUCGGCGCAACAUGACGACGCUGCUGCGCCGAGCACGGCCACGACGAACAACAGUGCGCCUGCGCCACCAUCCGGCUUACCGGUGACCACAAUAGAACCGAUCGCCACUACCGAGCCAACGACCACGCCCACUUACGAAUAUAGCAGCGAGCGACAGGCAAAGGAGCAUAAAGAACAUGAUGUCGACAUUAGUGCGCAUCAAACUAUUACAACAACAACGACUAGCGCAACGCCCGAACUGAAUGAAGCCAUCGUAGUACCACAUGUAUUGGCCGAGCAUGCGCAUCAGAUUAUCGAAGAGGAGAAGGCUGAGCACAAUCACAAUCACACACACUUGACCAAAUAUGAAGCGGAGCAUAUACAACACAUACACGGACAUCAUGGACACGAACACACACACGAACACGAACACGAGCACGAACACGCGCUUGAUCACGAGCACGUACAGAGUGAUGAUGACGAUCACACACAUCAUGAUGAACAUGCGCUACAUGACCACAUCGCUGAAGAGCACUCGACGGAGCAUGUGAUCUCCUCAACUGCGAAUGACAUUUUUGCCGAGAACAAAGAACCCAGUCAACCGUUAGACAUUCAGCCUGUUGGCGGUGUCAAGAGUGAAGAUAAUGAGCAUGACGCACACAACGAAGAGAAGAUAGUGCACACGCCCGCUGAAGUGUUGAUCAAUCAGAUAUCACAUGAAUUCGAAGAGGACAAGGACCUGAAUAACUUUCGCCAUCCGGCAACUCUGAUCACUGCCAGCAAUAGCGAUGAAUCGAUGAUGGCCGCAAUGAUGGCUGCAGCAAUGCAGAAAGAAAACGAAAGUGAUAGCACAGCUGCAGGUGCUGCGGGCGACGCAGCCGGGGCACAACACGAAGACGAUCCAUAUCACGAGCAUAUAGUCUCCGAGCAACACGAUCGCUUGGCGGAGCAAGAAGAUUUUAAACUAAUUGCCGAGGACAUGAGCAGUUCCACAGAAGCGGCCACCGAGACGACAACCAAAUCAACUGGAGAGGAUGUUGCGAAAACGAUUAGCACCGAAGAGAGCAAAACAAUUGUUAUGCCAGCAAUGACUGAGUCGAACUCGACAAAUGAGGAACGUGGACGCGCAAUGAAUAUUGUGCACGAAGAUGCUAAAGAAGAAGUGUCCGCAACAACAAUAAAAUCUAAUGCCAUUGAAGAACCAGUUGUGGUGCCGAUGGUUGAAGGACAGUCUCACGAUCAUAUUCAUACGCACGAUUAUAUGGACGCACAAACAACGCCAACAAUAAUGCCACGCGACAGCAUGGAACACAAUAACAACAGCGCUGAAACGCACAACAACCAUGACGAAUCACCAUCAACACCAUUCCCACAACAUUUCUUCUAUCAUGGCGAGGGUCGCUCUGUGGGCGAUAGCAUUUCGGCGGAGAAUGAUGAUGUGCCAUUGAACUAUCAUUACCACAACUUUGUGACCACAGAACGCGACAACAACAACAACAACAACAAUAAUAAUAAAAGUGUUGUGCAUAAGAGUGGUGCUUUGGUUGACUUAAGUGAUAUCAACAUGGACGAUGACGAUCAAAUGGAUAUGACGCACAACGCCUACGAACAACAACAACACCAGCAACAAAAAUAUGAACAAAAUCAGCCUUUGGCAAACAGCCCAAACAAUCAUAGCGCCAAUGACGAGCUGCAACAAGAGCAUGAACAUGAACAUCAGUUGAAGAUCACCGAGGUUACAUCACCGGUGGUGGGCGCGGCCGCCAUGCAUCAAGACUGCACCGGCAGCGAUGACAGAAUGUACAAGAAUGGCGAAACAAUGAAUCGCGGCUGUGAUGAGCGUUGCACAUGCAAUCGCGGCGAAUGGAUUUGUGAACCCCGUUGCAUGGGUAACACAUUCAAACUGGUUGGCGGUGCGCCACAUAUGGAUGUGACUCACUGCCAGCAGGUGGCUGUGGAUGAAUGCUGUGCGACCAUGGAAUGCGGUCUCUUGCCCACAAUGAGUGCACCAGAAUUGAAUGCUGAAGGUGGACUGAAUGCCUCCGCACAAGCGCCGCGACCCGAUUGCCACUACAAAGGCAGCGUGUACAAAUUCCGUGAGCGUCUCGAAAUCGGCUGCGAACAGAUCUGCCAUUGCGACGAGGGUGGCGUAAUGAAUUGCAAAUCGCGCUGUCCGGAACGCAAUCACACGCGACUCGACAAGUGUGUGUACGUGAAGGAUCCAAAGGACAUCUGCUGUCAAUUGGAGCUGUGCGAUGUCACGCUGGACGAUCACGAGCAGACGGCCUCACCGCCGACGGCACAAAACUCGAUUGGCGACGAGCAAUAUGGUUCCGAGGAGGCGCGCGACCUGUCCGGUGCCGGUGGUGAAGAGGCGCCCGAUUGCGAAUAUAAAGGACAACACUAUCACGACGGUCAGCAGUUCCAUGACGGCUGCGAACAGUUGUGCAUUUGCACGCAAGAAGGUGUGCAUUGCGCCAAGCUGCAGUGUCCAUCCACAUUCGGUUUGGAUCUAAUGAAUCCGCAUUGUUUGCGUUGGGAACCGGAACCGGCAAAUUUUGAAGCGAAAGCGCCCAACUGCUGCCCGGAGAAGAUGCGCUGCGUGGAUAAUGGCACGUGUAACUACUUGGGUCACACCUUCGACAAUUGGUCGCCCAUACCAACCAAUCUAACUGGCUGUGAGCAGCACUGCUAUUGUGAGAACAGUAAGGUGGAAUGCCGUCCGGCCUGCCCGCCAGUGCUCGCACGGCCGCCACCCGAUUUGCCUUGCCAUCUGGCGCAGGCGCGCAUUUUACCCAUACCCGACGACGAAUGCUGCAAGCAUUGGGCCUGCGCACCACUGGCGCCCAAACUAAGCGGCGGUAGUGCUGAUGGCGAUGAAACGUUGUCCACACUGGCGCCGCCCAUGCAUGCCUUCAAUACUGAAGGAAUUCACGCAACAUCCACCGAAGAGCCAGACAGCAUCGGCGGCAUAACGGCACACGUCUCCAGCGAUAAAAACGAUAUUUAUCCGAGCAAAGCACAUGAGAAACCCUCGGGUCGACCCGGUGACGCAUUCUAUCCCACCAUCGAUGGUAAACCGCCGAAGAGCGCCUCGCCUUAUGGUGAUACGCGUCCCGAGAAACACGAUAAGCACGAGAAGUUUGUUAAGAAACCGGUUAUUGUGAAACCGCAGCAAAAUGAGGUUAAAUACGAUGUACAUGAGCCACAAGAUGAACACGACACCGUGCCACCCGGUUUCAUACCCAUACAUUUAGGCCGACCUGGCGGUAUUGGCAACAUUGUAAACUAUAAUCCGCAUGCACCAACAGCCAGCCAAAAUGGUCCCUAUGGUUUCUACAAUCCAGCACAACCACCGAAGGACCGCUUUGAUCCCUAUAAUUCCUACGAACCGUACGAUAUCAGCCCCAAUGGCAUCGCACAGGGCAAACCACCCGCCCCAACUAGUCAAUCGGAUUUGUUUAAUAUCUUGGGUGCAGGACCACCAGCCACACAUCCAUCAGGCAUUGUGCCUGCUGGAGGACCGCCUAGUCCACCGCCCGGUUUCAAAGGUGCACCAGCCAAUUUAUCGCCGCACGUGCGCAUCGAGCACAUUUUGCAGCACUUGCAGCACACGCCCGUACAGGGUGCCUACAUCGCGGGCUAUGGGCAUGGCAAUGAGAGUGGCGCCAAUGGUGAAUUGCCACAGCAGCAACUAAUACACCAUCAACAACCGGGUCCACCACCGUUGCAUCCACAAUAUGUGCCCAUCGUGCAUAGUGGCUUGCCACCGCCACCACCACCACAUGGUAUUGCGAUUGUCGAUGGCCAACCGGUGGCUUAUGGCGGUUUUCCAGUGGUCCCUGGCCUGGGACAGCCACCACAUAACCCCCAUACGCAUCCAGCAAAUGUGCCUGGCAACAGCAAUACUAAUAAUAAUAGCAAUUUGCUGCAAAAUCAACAAGCACAGGAACAAACGGCGAGUGGUUCCACCACUUUUGCGGCGACCACCAGCGCUGUGGGCUUAACCGCGCAGUCCACCAAACACGGCGUGCUACCGGCCAUUGCAGCCACCGCAGUGCAUCCCAGUCAAAAAGGCUUCAACAAUCUGCAAAGCGGCAUUGAAGUUCUCAAUCUGGAAGCCAUCGAUCCACGGACCAUACGCAUAAUCUUCACCGUACCGCCGACUUAUGUUAAUCUGCACGGUCGCGUUGAACUGCGUUACACAAAUGGACCCGGCAACGAUACCACUACUUGGGAACAACAAAUCUUUGCGCCACCCGAAGAUCUGAUUGCCACUUCACAGAUGGAAUUUGAUCUUCCCGGCUUGGAACCGAAUUCGUUGUACAAGAUUAAGAUUACACUUAUUUUACGCGAUCUAAACUCACAACCGACAAGUCCGAUCUUGACAGUUACCACACCUGCCGAUCGCACGAUUACACCGCCACCACAAAUCUCAGAUUAUCGUCCAGAUUUCAAGGAUGUGUUCAAGAAUAUCGAAGAUCCAGAGUUGAAUGUUAGCGAGACAAACUCUACAUGGUUGCAAUUAACAUGGAAGAAGAUCGCCGAUGAGCAACUCGAAUAUGUUGAUGGUAUACAGUUGCGUUACAAAGAGCUAACCGGUCAGAUUUAUUCAUCCACACCGCUGGUGCAUCGCACACUCACCAGUUAUACAAUUGAGAAUUUGCAGCCGGACACUGGUUACGAAAUCGGUCUAUUCUAUAUACCUUUGGCGGGACAUGGUGGUGAGCUCUUGGCUGGUCAUAUGAUUAAAGUGCGUACCGCGCCUAAGGUUGAUGUCUACAACUUUGAUGUUAUGGUUAAUGUGACUAAGGUGAAGUCGCAGAGUGUUGAGGUCUCUUGGAACGGUGUGCCAUAUCCGGAAGAUAAAUAUGUAAAUAUUUAUCGUGCUAUCUACCAGAGUGAUGCUGGCAAGGAAGAUUCAAGCGUUUUCAAGGUAGCGAAACGCGAUAGUACCACGGGUACGCUGAUUAUGGACUUGAAACCUGGCACUAAAUAUCAUCUCUGGCUGGAGAUGUAUCUAACAAAUGGUAACAUCAAAAAGAGUAAUGUAGUGAACUUUAUGACGAAGCCGAGUGGACCUGCGACGCCGGGAAAAACUGGAAAACUGCUCACAGCAAGUGCCGGCGGUGAUCAACCAGCCGGUGAUUAUUAUGGACCGCUGGUAGUCGUGUCAGUGGUUGCUGCCUUAGCAAUUAUGUCGACAAUUGUGCUGUUACUGAUUUUAACCAGGAGACGAGUACAUCAGACAGCGUCCAUAACGCCACCACGAAAGAGUGAUGCGGCCUAUGAUAAUCCUUCGUAUAAGGUGGAAAUACAACAGGAGACAAUGAAUCUGUAGCAUUUCUAAGCUCCACAGCUGCGUGCGAACUUUCUGUCCAAAGGCCAGGCCGCCAAAAAGCUGCGAAUCCUAGUUGUAUUAGAAAUUAGGAAUACAUUUUUACAUUAUUAUUUGAUACAGUUUCUUUUUUAUCAUAUCUUAAUUUUAUUCUAUUUUAUUUUUGUUUAAG